Messenger RNA from Bactrocera latifrons, 3159 nucleotides. RefSeq lists its product as uncharacterized. The record is from RefSeq and is a predicted model, not a curated record. Bases 543 to 1193 code for a protein of 216 amino acids. Lineage: Eukaryota; Metazoa; Arthropoda; Insecta; Diptera; Tephritidae. The transcript has 2 exons.
AACAUCAGCAGCUGAGAUAAACUUCGGGUACAUACCGGCUACACCGAAACAAAUCCGUAAAGAAGGGGAUGUGCCUGACGAAGGAGCCACCACCGCGCUGACACUCACCGAGCUUUGGCAAGAAAUUUCUCGCAACUUGUCUACUGCAGCCAAACGCCAAAAGAAACACUACGAUCUGCGCAGACGACCAUGGAAACCACUUAUCAGCGAGAAGGUACUCAAAAGAGAUCAUCCGCUCUCUUCGGCAGUAAACAGCUUCGCAUAGAAGAUUGCUCCGAAAUAUUCUGGCCCAUAUAUCGUCAGAAAAUUCAAGUCGACUAACACAGUCGAACUCGUGAACCCUAACACACCAGGCGGGCAUACCAUCCAUGUGCAUCUGCAAGACCUAAAGCAGUUGCCAACCGAAUACUAAGCUCGAGUAGCUGCUGGCGAGCUUACGGACUCCAGCUCCGAGCCACUUAUUACUAUUGUAACGCAACAAUAGCAAUGGCCAACACUAAUCCAAAUGUCCGUUUGCUCAUCUCUUUCCAGAUUCCUUCAAAAUGAAACGCGUUGUUAGCAAAAUGCCACGCGCACCGGGCAGCAGUACCAAGCGCCACCCAGAGCCAGCAGAUACGCCCACCAAUCCACGACCCUUUCAACCACCACCGGAAGCACGACCUCGUGAACGCACGGCGGCAAUCGAGGUGCAUCAAUUGCACGCCAUUAGCAUAGAUGCCACCGGGCCAGCUGCUCGAACUCGCCCGAGGUCAUCCAAACAGCUACAGGAGCACAGCGCCAGCAACCCACAACCGCGGCCGGUCAUGACAGCAACAACGCUGGAAGCAUUGCCUCGGCGAACGCCACUCAGCACAAACGCGCGGAAAAUGCCAACUACCAAAAGAGUCCCAGCGGCAUGCGAAACAACUAACGAAGCAUGUGCUACGACAGGGCUGCGCGCCGCCCAAACUUCGACGCUACUCGCAGUCCAACAAGACGCAACGAGUGCUGUCACGGCCGAAGCCAGUAACAGUAAGCAACCCGUACGGGAUGCGCACGAGGCACCAGCAACAGCAGCGACUGCCGAGGCAAACGCAUGCGUGAAUGACGAUGGGCGGCUUACCAAAAUAACCGCCACGGCACACGACGCAACGACGACACAACAACCAAUUUUCGAGACCAGCGCACGACCAGCACAACACAGCGAUAGGUAACACCCACGGGCGAAAUUCCUGGGUUUUUGGAAGGGCUGACCAUGACCCAGCAGCAUUUCAUCGGGCGCUCAACAAGAACGCUAUUCUUCCGGGGCCGGCGUCUAGCCCUGAAGAAAUUGGAGGGCGACCGCGUACUGGUGCGAUACGGCACAGGGAGUUGCGUGGUGCACCUGUAUGACUGAUGCUACCUGUGUCACACAAUACCUCGUAUAUAUAUAUAAUAUAAUAAAAAAAAACACACAUUGUACUAUAAACUAAGGCAUUAUUGUUAGUUAUAAUCAUGAAAUAUAAAACACAUGGCACCAUAAGUUAAGCGAUUAUUGUUAAGAUGCGUUGUACAUUUCACACAAUACCUGAAGUAAAUCUGCGUUACAAGUUAAGUAAUAAUAAUCAUAGGAUAUAAGACACGUUGUACGAUAGGUUAAGAAGUUGUUGAGAAAUAAAGAUCUCCACACCCGCUUCCCGUCCAUGGCACAUGCCAACCAGGACAACCAGCCAGCCUCCAGCCAAACCAUCGUGGGUGGUCGACACCACUCCGUUCACAUGCACCCAGCGAAGUACCGCCGUCCGAAGUAAGGGGGGGACUGUAACGUGGCUUUUACCACCUUACAAUAAUUUACGCCAACACUGGACAUCACCUAUUAGUCAUACCAAUGUAGUCACAUAGUCUACACUUCUGCUUUCCACUAUUGACCAAAGCUUCACACAUAGUGCUUUCCACCAUACAACUGCCACGGCACACAUAGUGCUUUCCACCAUACUAAACUUCACCUCACURUACCGACCAAAGCUGCGCCGUACUGCUAUAUAAGCAAGCACUUCGCACCGAAUGCGAUCACUUCUUACAGCAGCCAGCCAGCGGUCGGACAGCAGCAAGCAACAACAGGCAGGGGUAAGUGGUGUAGGUAGUUGAGUACGCAGUAGAAGUUUGGUAGUUUGCUGAUAUUCGCAAGCAUUGCGUUGAAAAGGUAUUACACUUCGGUGUGAUACCAGUGCUCGCAAUGCCUCCGCUUCACACGGUAGAAUUAGGUUUUCGUAGGCAUUGCGUUGAAAAGGUAUCACACAUCGGUGUGAUACCAGUGCUCGCAAUGCCUCCGCUUCACACAAUAGAAUUAGGUAUUUCGCAGGCAUUGCGUUGAAAAGGUAUUACACCUCGGUGUGAUACCAGUACUCGCAAUGCCUCCACCGUAUCACGUAAUUGAUGUCUUCGUAGUGCACGCCCGUAGUCUUCGUUGCGCUACGAUACAGUGACAUCACAGCUGCGACAUCACAGCGUCACGAGCGCAACCCGCACACUAGUGCACCGACUAUACCUGCGCUGCCUGGAACAGCGUCAGUAACCCUGCUUGCACACGAUAGUGCACCGUUACCUGACUAACGCGAUAAACAGGCGACUCGCAGGAGAACGCGUAAACGCUGCACUGUGCCGUUCAGUCAGCACCGCAUCUGAAAGUGACUGCUCUUCACAUUGCUGCCGAAGGAUCACCACCUUGCAGGGAUCCCGUAAACGCUGCACUGUGCCGUACAGUCAGCACCGCGUCUGAAAGUAACUGCUCCUCACCACACAUCGAUACUUCACCUAUCUCGCGAUAUACAUAUAAGCUGGUCUGGCUGUCCACAUAAGGGGUGUGGAUUUCAUCACACAAAGUGAACAUUUUAUUUGCUAAGGGUUCAUGGGUCCCAAGGCUGACCCUGGAGCGACUGAGCAUACUUCAGCUGUAGACGAAACCCCAUUACAAAGUAGGAUCUACAGAUCCACGUGAAAAGCAAAUCGUUUUACAUAUUUUAAGGUUCAGCGGCAUAUCAUUUCUAACACACCAAGAAACAAGGUUGUUUAAGCCUAUUUGCAACUGAGACUUUCACUAUUUAAAGAAUGGUAUGAUUUAAAAAGUAUUACAUCGUCAGGAUAUAAUAAAACUCUUGAAUACUUAAUAAAAGAUGAUAUGUCAUUCAUAAAUAACAAGAA